CAUCUAUCAAGAUUAAUUGUGAGAACACGAUAUUGCCACAGGGUGGCGCACAUUGUCCUGUUUUCUGUUGUAACGAUGAGAAACCAAGAGGCAAGGGUGUUUUGCAACGUCUGGCCCGCCGACUCCUCCUCUUCCAAGCUGUCAGUACAGCAACCUUCAUAUAGCUGUCCUUGUAGUAACCGUUGGUGUCUCGAGUUCCGUUUGCUUUGUGCUAGAAAUACUGUAUCUGAUUGUAUUUGUUUGUAAAAGUGUUACGAAGAGCAAAAACAAAGUGGUUGGCUCAUUAUUACCCCGUUCUGCCGAUAGGUUAGUGGUAGGAAAUGCAUUGGGCUGCAUUGUUGCAACUGGCCAAGUUAUCGUACAAUUUGGAAGUGGUUUGACAGCUCGCGCUCUGCCUUGCGGAUGACUGCGACCCAACAAGACAUGUCUCGACGGAGUAUGAGGCUGGUUUUAGGGGGAUACUACCACCAAUCCUCCGAGGAUGACGAAUCCUCCUCAGUUUCCUACAGGGAGAGCCCUGUGAGGGUCUUUACCAAGAGGAAGACAGGGGGUCGGAAAGUGGCCUCCUCUCGUACCUCCAGCCGGGCCAACAGCGUGGCUAGCAGUGCUAGCAUUGCUAGCAGCAAGGCUAGCACGAUGGAGCCACCCAGUAAUGCUGAGGACAACAUUGGGGUCUCAAGUUUGGUUCAGAGGAGGAAGACCUUCCAGGAGCCUCCCAGUGUGGCUCCAGCCCCAGCCCCCAGCCUGAAUCUGGCUCCUAGCCCCAGGGGCUUCCCCUUCUACCAGACCAUCCUUAACCAGGCCCAGAGCCAGAGCAGUGCCGUGGACAGCUCUGGUUACUCCUCUUCGGAGGCAAGACGUUCCAAAGGAUACUCUGGAUACUCCUCUUUAGACAAACAAAGGGCUAGCGCCAGCCAGAGCUCUGGCACCAACAGGAAAAGCGCCAGUGCCAGCACCAGCGCCAGCUGGACCCCUCCGUUUGACCCUGCCAGUGUGGGGAAGGACAUUCUAAUUGCCUUCCUCCUCAUCCUCUUGACCUUUGGUCUAUUCUGCCUCUCUCUGCUAGGCUGUUGGCACCUUGCCCCCUUAGUAUGGUCCACCCUGACUCCGACUAUGACCCUGAACCGUCCAGUCAUCACCCCGACUCCACCCCCUGUCUUCAGUCUGCCUCCCAAGGCUAUGGAUGGAGCUUCGGUAUUUAAUUCUGCUUUGGAAGCCAAGAUGAACACCAUUCUGAGAGAAAUAGAAAUACUUAAGAAGGACCACCAGCAGAAAUGUGUUACCGAGAUAGUAGAGAGACUGCAGACAGACUUGACAGACGUGAGGACAGACAUGAGGAACUUGAGAGUGAGAGUGGACAGUGUGGAUCCUUUGGAUUGGGACCAUCGUUUGAGCCAGCAGACGGCCGGCUUCACCAGUCAGGUGAACGAUCUCAAGGACCAACACACACACAUCUGGCAGAGAGUCGCUGCCCUGGAGGACCAGAGUGCUACGCUGGAGCAGCAUGUCUACUCUCUCCAGAACCAGCCUCCUCCAGCACCCAGCCCCACCAAAGCCAACGCACGCCUGACCACCGAGCUCAAAGAGGCCAUGGCCAAAUGGCUGCAUGAGAAUGUGCCCCAGAAUGAGCCACGGAUUGUGAAGGAGAUUGUAAAGGACUGCAGUCCUCCAUUGGCUGACAGGAUGCCGGACUUUGCCUUAGAGUCCCAAGGUGCCAGCAUUGUGAGCACGCGAUGUUCCGAGACGUACCGUACCCGCUCGGCAUGUGUGACCUUCCUGGGUGUACCUCUCUGGUACCCCACUGAGAGCCCCCGCACCGUUAUCCAGGGCCAAUCUGUGCAGGCUGGGAAAUGUUGGGCGUUCCACGGUGCGCAGGGCACCCUAUUCAUCGCCCUGUCUCAUCCCAUUCGCAUCACCCACGUCACCCUGGAACACCUGCCUGUCUCCACCGCUCCCACCGGACGCAUCAACAGCGCCCCCAAGGACUUCUCUGUCUAUGGUAUGUCCACCGAGACAGAAGAUGGCACCUUCCUGGGAAACUUCACUUAUGACCAGCAUGGAGAGCCAAUCCAAACCUUCCAACUGCCCAACCCUACCAGGGCCGUCUAUUGCUAUGUAGAGCUGCGCGUUCUGAGUAACUGGGGUCACCUGAAGUACACGUGCGUGUACCGCUUCCGUGUUCACGGACACAUGGCCCCCUCCUCCACAUGAGAAGGGUUCACCAUCCACCAUCUACCCCAACCGCAGACCUCAGAGAGGCUAUGCUUUCAUACAGGAGCUUUUUAUUUAUUUUUUGCAUCUCAACAUCAUGACGGAACAGUCUAAAUAAAUCCCUCUAUUUUGCAGAAUCAGGGUGGUUUCAUACAAUGGCUUCUGUCUAGUAUGAGGUUAGAGGUCGUAUGGUUAAAGAUCUAUAGUGAUUUGUUUUAAAUGUACUGACCUGGUGGGAGUGAGGGGAUGGAUUUUUGUAAGAUUAAAGUGUGUGUGCGCGCGUGUGCUUUUGAGCAUAGAUUGUUUAUUUGCAUUUUGUCUGGCCACAGCAGACAGACAUUUCCGAUUGUACCUUGAAGGUGUGUGUGAAUAACAGUCCUGCCUGUGUUACUGGACUCUUACUCAGUUAAUUUUUUUGUUUUAUUUGUAUCUUAUACAAAGGUUGAAUUAUGUUGAGAAAUAACGUGGUUGGAUGUAUAUUUUGCAAGUAUCAAGAUGUAUUGUUAAUAUAUUUUAUUGCGUUAAGGAUUGGAUGUAAUGUGGUUGUAAAUUAUUAUUAUUUUCUGUUGGUCUGAAUGACUAAGAGUUUUGACGCACCUUGCCAAUAGGCAUCCUAUUGAAGGAUGCAUGAUAUGAUUUGAGAUGCUUGGUACUUUGCAUUUGGUAAUGUACAGGUAUUUCCAUUUCCUUACACAAUAAUACCAAAUAGACAGGCACAUACCAUGAGUAUUGUCUUUACUCAAAAACGAAGCUUAGUUUACAUGGCUUGUCACAUUUAUUUAUUUAAAAUUACUCUUAACAUUUUGCCUUUUUUAACAAUUCUAAUCAUUUUGAUAGUAGUGAACGCACAUCCAGGCAAUUUCCCAGAUGCAAGGUACAAAUCAUAGAAAAUAAAUACAUAAUUAUUUUGUCUUUA
Messenger RNA from Coregonus clupeaformis (lake whitefish), 3127 nucleotides. RefSeq names its product SUN domain-containing protein 2-like. Lineage: Eukaryota; Metazoa; Chordata; Actinopteri; Salmoniformes; Salmonidae. Gene Ontology annotation, molecular function: protein-membrane adaptor activity. The record is from RefSeq and is a predicted model, not a curated record. The transcript has 14 exons. Gene Ontology annotation, biological process: nuclear envelope organization. The coding region runs from base 403 to 2211 and encodes 602 amino acids. Gene Ontology annotation, cellular component: nuclear envelope; meiotic nuclear membrane microtubule tethering complex.